Papaver somniferum (opium poppy) is the source of this 663-nucleotide messenger RNA. RefSeq names its product histone H3.2. The transcript has a single exon. NCBI's taxonomy places the organism in Eukaryota, Viridiplantae, Streptophyta, Magnoliopsida, Ranunculales, Papaveraceae. Bases 90 to 500 code for a protein of 136 amino acids. Gene Ontology annotation, cellular component: nucleosome. Gene Ontology annotation, molecular function: protein heterodimerization activity; structural constituent of chromatin; DNA binding. The record is from RefSeq and is a predicted model, not a curated record.
CCCAAAAUCCUUCUACCUCACAAAUCAAGCUCACAAAAAUCUCUUUCAAACCCUAAUUUCUCAGAUCUAUUCAACUUUCAUCUUCAGCAAUGGCUCGUACCAAGCAAACAGCAAGAAAAUCCACCGGAGGAAAAGCCCCAAGGAAGCAAUUAGCAACAAAAGCAGCCCGGAAAUCAGCACCAGCAACCGGAGGAGUGAAGAAGCCUCACAGAUUCAGGCCAGGAACCGUCGCUCUUCGUGAGAUCAGGAAAUACCAAAAGAGUACCGAACUUCUGAUCCGAAAGCUUCCAUUUCAGAGAUUGGUUCGUGAAAUCGCUCAAGAUUUCAAGACUGAUUUGAGAUUCCAGAGUUCAGCAGUUGCAGCUCUACAGGAAGCAGCAGAAGCUUAUCUUGUUGGUUUGUUUGAAGAUACUAAUUUGUGUGCAAUUCAUGCUAAAAGGGUUACCAUUAUGCCAAAGGAUAUUCAACUUGCUAGGAGAAUCAGAGGUGAACGUGCUUGAUUUAUGGGGGGUUUUGUUCAAUUUCUCUUCUUUAUCUUUUGGGGUUCUCUGUGUAAAGGUUUUAGAUCUGUGGGUUUGGUGGGUUUUAUGUCUUCUCAUUUUGUUAAACUCUGUGUUCUGAAAUGAUUCAUCUAAUGAAAAUUGUUCACUGUUUUAUCUCUAA